Messenger RNA from Epithele typhae, 2211 nucleotides. RefSeq lists its product as uncharacterized. Bases 1 to 2211 code for a protein of 736 amino acids. The record is from RefSeq and is a predicted model, not a curated record. Gene Ontology annotation, biological process: regulation of transcription by RNA polymerase II. Gene Ontology annotation, cellular component: Set3 complex. The transcript is spliced from 4 exons. Lineage: Eukaryota; Fungi; Basidiomycota; Agaricomycetes; Polyporales; Epitheliaceae.
AUGGUCGUCGACGAGCCUCUCUCGGACAAGAUGAUCACCGAACUGCCCCUCUCUGAGGCCCUUCGCUUGGUCGUCAGAUUGCGCCACCGACAUGAUCUAUUCACGCAGGACGCCAGGAUCAACCCCAUUCUCUACUCGAAUCGCCAGCUCGCGUCGCUCGAGGAGGCUGCUCCUCCACCUCCGGAGAAGCCCGUGGUUGAGGCCGUGGUGGAAAAGGGACAGAAGCAGGCGAUCGAGGGUCAUUACGAACGACCGAAACACUCUCUGCGCAAGCGGUUCGCUCAGCAUCAGGUGCAGCUCGCGGAGAAGGUGGCGCGUCUGAAGAAGGAGUACCUCGCCUUGCACGAGAAGUGGCUCGUUCACUGCAGCAAGAUGGACGAGGUCGCUCGCGCCGGCGCCCUCGAGGAGGCCGCUUCGGCGGCGUGCCGCACGACGAGACGCACGACCGCGAUGGGCGACGCAGUCCGGUCCGACCUGGAGAUGGAGCAGAUCUUGGCCAGUCUCGGGAACGAGGAGCUCACCGACGCCAACCACCUCUCGGCUAAGAACGCUGCGGUCAUCCCCGACAUGGUGUCUGUCACGAAGGGCAACGCCGAGUAUAUCUACGACGACACGAACCACCUUGUUGAGGACCCGCACGAGUUCUACAAGCUGGAGACCGGUAUGGACGACUGGACGGAGGAAGAGAAGGUGAAGCUGAUCGAGGUCUACGCGAAGCAUCCGAAGCAGUUCGGCAUCAUCGCCGAGCACCUCCCGAACAAGACGCCAGCACAAUGUGUCUCGUUUUACUACCUGCACAAGAACUGGGCGAUCGACUUCCGCAAGGCGGUCACGCAGUACAACUACGCGGGUCGCCGGCGCCGCAGCGGGCGCAAGCAGAAAGGCAAUGCCCUCCUCGCGGACAUCCUCAAACACGACGAUGAAGUCCAGAAGGAAGGUGCGACGAGCUCGUCUGGCCGCAGGAAACGCGGAGCUGCCACGCCUGUUCCGAACGGCGACGUAGCAGAUGUCAAGAAGGCCAGUGCGUCAGUGUCGAAGCGGGGAACUGCUCAGAACACACCCGCUGCCACGCCUACUCCUGAUCCCGAGCCUGUCCAAAAACGCCCUCGCCGUCGUGCCAAUCUUAGUGCUCGCGCGGCAGCGGCGUCACAGGAGCAGGGUGAGGAGGAUGCAGAUGAGGACGUUCGGCCCGCCAAGCGCACGCGUAAAGGGGGCCGCAAGAGCAAGGCUGAUGCAGACGUCGUCGAGUCGAUGCUCGCCGUCGAAGACGUGUCGCCUACGCCUGCUGAUGGGAAAGCUGGCAAGAAAGAAGAUGCUGAUACACCUGAUAAGCCCGCGGAGACCACAACGCGCAAGAAACAGCCUGGUAGCAAUUCCACGUGGUCCGAUGAAGACCAAGCCCUUUUCCUGAAGCUGCUCGCACAGCACGGUGAUGACUUUAAACGAAUUGCUGCAGCGAUGCCUAACAAGACGACGAUCCAGGUGUCCGCGUUCUACCGGUCGAACCUCACCGAAAUGCAGCUGGCCAAGGUGGCGGCCCAGGCCCCCAAGCGUUCUCCCUCGCCCGCGACCGCGGCGAAGGAGAAGCGUGCGGCCGAACGGGCGGCGGCGGCGGCAGCCCGGACCUCUGGGCGUAUGUCUCCCCCUCCCGCUCCCGUCGUCGACGCGACUCAAGGGUUCGAGACUGUACAGAGGCGCCAUCCGCCUGAGCUCCGCACGCCGCUCGCCGUCCCGUACCACACUCCCUACGGAUCGACGGCCAGUAUGAACAUGGGACUUGGCAUGGGUAUGGGAAUGGGCAUGGGCAUGGGUGUCGGCCUUGGCCUCGGCGUGGGGAUGGGCGGGAUGGGUGCCAUGGGCGGCGCCCGCCCGCCACCGACGCUCGGGAUGUCCUUCCCCGCCGCGAUGGCGUACUCGAACCUCGCGCCGUCCAGCUUCGUCACCGGGAGCAGUACCGCGCGCAGGCCGCCCACCACUACGCCGGGCGAGAUGAGCGAGUUCGCGCCGCAGACGUGGGGCGUCAUGCCCACCCGGCCGAGCCCACCCAUGCCGACCGCGACCGUGGCGUCCACCUCGGCUCCGAGCACGCCGGCGCCCCCCGCGCCAGGGACCAUCCCGGCGACGCUGCAGACCGCGGAGGAUCUGGCGCGGUACCUCGAGCUCCGGACGCGGCUUGCCGCCGCGCAGCCCAAGGACUCGGACUUCAUGUAG